AUGAGUGAUCCAUUGAUCAUCGUUCCACAAAUAACCAGUCCUUGGAAGCCUUUAUCUUUAGUAAUAGCUAUGGGAACUUUCGCUACUCUAGUGAUAAUCGGCAUGGCAUUGGGCUUAGGCUUAGUAGCAGUCUGUCUGAAUGUUUUUGGGCAAUCGACAACUUUGUCAACGGGUGUUGGCCCAAUUUCUAUCACAUCUGGCUAUUUUAACAAUGAUACACGAUUAGAUUUGGCUGUAGCCAAUAACGUCAGUAACAAUAUCGGCGUGUUUCUUGGUAAUGGUGAUGGUACCUUCCAAAAUCAGGUUACUUAUUUAGCUGGCAAACUGCCAUUCCAGAUAAUAACAAGUGAUUUGAAUAGUGAUAAUAUAACGGAUCUCGUCACGGUAGACUUUGGUGACAACCUGGUCAAUGUGCUACUUGGUAUUGGCAAUGGUUCAUUUAAGAAUGGGACAACUUAUAAUAUAGGUUCAGCUUCUACUUCUGUGGCAUCGGGUGAUUUUAAUAAUGAUAAUAGACAAGAUCUGGCUGUUACCUUGACAAGUGGUAAUGUCAGUAUUCUCCUUGGCAAUGGGGAUGGAAGCUUUCAAAAUCAAAUCUUAUAUCCAACAGGUACAGGUCCAUUAUCUGCAAUAUCUGAUAAUUUCAAUAAUGAUUCCAACCUUGAUCUUGCUUUUGUGAAUUUUGGCAAUAACAAUCUUGCCGUGCUAUUUGGUAAUGGUCGUGGAAGUUUUUCGUUUCAGACAACAUAUUCAACAGACUCGGGACCCGACUCCGUGGUAUCGAGUGAUUUUAAUAAUGAUGGAAAGAUAGAUCUCGCCGUAAUGAGCUUUACUAAUAAUACUGUAAUUGUACUACUUGGCGAAGGUAACGGAAAUUUUCAGAGGAAGGUGACAUAUUCGACAGGCCAAGGCCCGUUUCAAAUCAAAGCGGGUGAUCUCAACAAUGAUGGAAAUAUAGAUCUAGCUGUAAGUAAUGCGCUAAGUAACAAUAUCGGCGUGUUUCUUGGUAAUGGUGAUGGUACUUUUCGCAAUCAGCAGACAUAUACAAUAGGCAGUGGUCCAUCGGGUCUAGUACUGGGCGAUUUCAAUACGGAUGGAAAACUGGAUCUUGCUGUGAAUAGUUAUGAUGCCAAUAGUACUACAAUUUUUCUGAACUUAUGUCCAUAA
Rotaria sp. Silwood2 is the source of this 1167-nucleotide messenger RNA. Lineage: Eukaryota; Metazoa; Rotifera; Eurotatoria; Philodinida; Philodinidae. The record is from the annotation of a GenBank genome assembly.